AUGGGGCCAAAGGGCGGCAUUCCAGCGGCCAGGCGUUGCGCGCAGGCGAAGGGGAACUGGCCAGCGCAGUCUCCCCGCAGAGGGCCGAGUUGCCCCCGGGGGAGUCCCCCAUGGUGUGGUAGGUCGGCACUGAGUAUCCGCCCCACCCACGGGCGCCGGUCGUCCCCCGAGCCGAACAAAAAAGACACGGGAGGCCUCGAGGGAGCGCGCCCAAAGGAGGCCAGGCAGGCAGGGCAGGCCAAGAGAGAAAAAGGGAAGGCCAGGCCCAGCCAGCGGGGACCUAGUGCCGCCGGCCCCGUGGCAGAUCUCCGAGUUGACCGCCGGAGAGGGAGCGGGCGCCCAGCGCCGAUAGAGAGAGAGAGAAGAGAGCCCGCACGGACGGGCUGCGGAGGGGGGGACCCCUUCCUGGCAGCCUCCGAGGCGCCGGGUGGGCCCCGAGAAGCCAGAGAGAUAGAGACGAGGCCUAUUGCGAACCCAUCGACCUCAGCGGGCCCAAGGGAACUGUGGCGUGAGGAAAUCCGGUAUGGCAGNCCCUGCGGUCGCGCCGAGCUGCAGCCCCGGCGGCGGCAGGCAGGAUCCCCGACCGGGGAUCUCCCAGACGGAGGGAACUCAGCUCAGCCAGCCUCCCGGCUGGUCCGGCCGCCCCCUCCGGGAUCGAGGCGAGAGGAGGCCGGCACAAUGGGGCCAGAGGGUGGCAUUCCAGCGGCCGCCCGCGCGCCCGGGGAGGAAGUGGAGAGGAAGUGCCGCCCCGGCCGGGCUGGAGAGGGCGAAGGACCGGCGGCGGGCGGCAUUCCAGCGGAGGCCAGGCGGCGAGCGAGAGCAGAGAGGCGCAGGACUCCGGCGCCGCGGCCCGGCAGCCGCGGCGCGGCCGAGCAGUCCGAAGGGCACGAGUUGGCGGGUCCCGGCCCCAAGGGGCUACCUGGUUGA
Molecule: messenger RNA, 927 nt
Organism: Acanthaster planci (crown-of-thorns starfish)
Lineage: Eukaryota; Metazoa; Echinodermata; Asteroidea; Valvatida; Acanthasteridae
Product: translation initiation factor IF-2-like
Source: RefSeq, a predicted model, not a curated record